AUGGUCCCAGAGCCGACGAAGGAGCAGCCAGCGAAGACCUCCUCGGUACCGCCACCAGUUGGAGUUGCUUCCAAAAGCCCAGUGAUGCAAGAAGUUGACGAUGAGAACUUCCAUUCCCAAAGACGAGGGCCUCGCUUCGCCUUCCUAUCGCAAUUUGAUAGGUCUGCGUCACCGAGACG
Molecule: messenger RNA, 179 nt
Organism: Perkinsus marinus ATCC 50983
Lineage: Eukaryota; Perkinsozoa; Perkinsida; Perkinsidae
Exons: 1
Source: RefSeq, a predicted model, not a curated record